AUGACUUUGGUGGUGGAUGAACAUAAGAUGAAUGAUAAAUUUCCUAUUGGAAUGAGAGUUCUUGCUGUUGAUGAUGACAGAACUUGUCUCAUGAUUUUGGAGAAACUUCUCCUAAAGUGUCAAUAUCACGUAACUACGGCUAAAAAUGCGAUAGACGCGCUGAAUUUGUUGAGAGAAAACAAAAAGAAUUUCGACUUAGUAAUCAGUAAUGUUCAUAUGCCAGACAUGGAUGGAUUUAAGCUUCUUGAGCUUAUUGGACUUGAGAUGGAUUUACCUGUCAUUAUGUUUUCUGCGAAUGAUGAUCCGAAGAUGGUGAUGAAAGGAAUUACUCAUGGUGCUUGUGAUUAUCUGCUGAAACCUGUUAGAUUGAAAGAGGUGCAAAUUAUUUGGCAGCAUGUGAUUCGGAAGAAGAAAGGUAAAAGAAGCAAUUCGGAUAGCGUAAAUGGAAUAGAUUCGGCUGUGACAGGAAGUUCGGAUCAAAAUGUGAAGCCAUAUAGAAAAAGAAAGGAUAAGAAUGAAAACGACGAUGAGGAAGAGAAUGAAGAUGAUGAUGACGACGAUGAGGAUCCAUCGGCGCAGAAGAAGCCUCGAGUUGUUUGGAAUGCUGACAUGCACCGCAUGUUUGUUUCGGCUGUUAAUCAAUUAGGCAUUGACAAGGCUGUGCCGAAAAAGAUUCUUGAUUUGAUGAAUGUUGAAAAGCUUACAAGGGAGAAUGUGGCCAGCCAUCUUCAGAAAUAUAGACUCUAUCUGAAAAAAGUCAGUUGUGGGGAAAACCAACAAGCUAAUAUGUCAGCAGCCUUAGGAAGUUCUGCAGAUACAUCCUUUUUCAGAAUGAAUUCUCUCAAUGGAGUUGGAGGACAUUUGCCAACAAUGAAUGGCGGCUCUACGCAGUUUCACAACAAUCCAUUCAGACCCUUUCAAUCGAGCGGCAUGAGUAACAACAGGCUGAACACACCUGCUAGUGUCAAUAUUCACGGAUCUUACCAACCGGCCAUAACUCGCGCCAAUCCAAACGAUAUUCAAAGAACUCCAAAUCCUCCUAUUGGGCUUGAUCAAUUGCAACACAAUAGAGGUAUUAACAUUAGUCCUAUUAUCAACAUAACCAAUAAAUUUUCAGAUUAUAGACCAAAAGUUCCAAUGAGUUGCACACCGUCUUCGGUUUUGGAUAUCUCAAACAAUCCAAUGAUGAUGGAAUCAAACUCUUUUUCAUUCCCUUCACUUGAGAAAAGAAGAUUCAAUGAUGUUUGGUCAAACACUAUGCAAUUACCUGGAGUUACUAAUAAUGUGCAAUUUCAAGGUUGGGAUAAUAACCAUAUUAAUAACAAUAAUCAUGAUGGAAAUUACCAUUCUAAUCAUGUGAUUGGUUCUUCUGUGAUUCCUACUGUUGAACAAGAAGAAAACUUGGGCUACAAUUAUUGUGAUUCGUUACAAAUGAAUGAUAGUCGUGUCGCGGAUUUAUCUGAAGGGCCGUCGAUGAAAGCACAUCAUGUAUAUAUGAUGAACCAGAUGAAGUCACAAAACAAUGGAAUCUCUAAGAAUAUUGGUUCACUCGAAGACGUCGUCAAUGACAUGGUUAAACAGAAACAAUUAUAUGCUAAGUUCUCUGGUGGGACAUCAAUGUGA
Vicia faba (fava bean) is the source of this 1623-nucleotide messenger RNA. NCBI's taxonomy places the organism in Eukaryota, Viridiplantae, Streptophyta, Magnoliopsida, Fabales, Fabaceae. The record is from the annotation of a GenBank genome assembly.